GCCGGCCCUGAAGAGGUAUCGAUCGCUCUUACUCUGUGUCGUUUCAUUCAUGUUACGGUGCGCGACUUCACGAUGUAGCGCCAGGAUAUCGGGACCGCACGGCUGAUUAGAUCGCCCGCGACAUACCCCCGUUCUCGCCCCGUACGCGUCCGCCGAUCGAACGCGCGCGACGUCAAACACCCGCGUCGUUUUCUCGGAGUGAUAUCCCGUUCAUUUUUCUUCUCUCCCUUCUCCCUCUCUCUUUUUUUCGGCCACAGUUCUCGCAACAUUAUCCCUCUCUCUCUCUCUCUCUCUCCCGGGACGAGGAACGUGGAGCCCUCGCGGGAGCGGGCAUCGAAGCGCGCGCGGCAACAACAGCGCCAAGAUGGCAUUUGCCACGAGCACAGCUGUUGUUUACCCACAAACCCGUGUGCUGGUGGGCCACUGGCGGCAGCAGCAGCAACAACUCGCGGUAACGGGUCACUGAGGGAGAACGCGAGUCGUGCGGCGCGACGCAGCCUCCUCGUCGGGAUGAUGGAAGAUGCUCGCGAGUGAGCGGGUUGGACUAGCGAACGCUCGCUACGCGAAAGUGACGUGACGGUGGCGACGGCGGCGAGGAGGACGGUGGUCGUCGUGGUGCUUCGAGGCGAGAGCGUACGCGCGAGAGAGCACUCGAUGGAAGAGGUUAGCGAGGCUCGCGACGGCGGAAGUCACAGCAGCGGGCACGAAUCGCGCGCGAGAAACUAACCGAGUCGCGUUCGCCAUCGCUCCGAGGAUCCAGGACGACGGCGAAGACGGCGGGACGGCGAGGGGUCGAGAGCCGAGAGGAGUCGAUAUCGAAGGAGGAAGUGUCCAAGUGUCACCAUGAAUGCCAGGACACAGCUAUUCGAAUUGAGCAUGGAGGGACGUCAGGUGGACGAAGCGGUGGCCAGUAUAUUCCACAGCGUUCUCUUUCACCGGAGCUUCGGGAAAUUCAAGUACAAACAGGAGGGCAGCUAUUCAGUGGGCACUGUGGGAUACCAGGACGUGGACUGUGACUUCAUCGACUUCACUUACGUCUGCUGCUCGUCGGUGCACCUUGACCAGACGUUGAAGCGCGAGAUCUCAGGCUUCUCGGAGGCCCUGCGUUCCACCGACAGUCCGGGCUCCGGCCAGAUCUCCUUGGAAUUCUUCCAACGCAAGAAGAACCGCUGGCCGUUUCAGCCGGAAUGCAUACCGUGGGAGGUAUGGACGGUGCGUCUCGAGCUGAUCAAACUGGCGACCGAGCACGAGCGGCAGAUAUGCCGGGAGAAGGUCGGCGACCUGCUGACCGACAAGAUCCUCUAUAUCACCGAGGUGAUGAAUCGGCACGACUACAUACCGAAAGUGCCGAGCCAGGCGGAGCUGGACCUGAUCUUCGACACCUCCUACCCGGACAUACAGCCGUAUCUCUUCAAGCUGUCCUUCACGACCUCCGGCCCGUCGAGCACCACGAUGGGCAACACGAUGAAGAAGUUGAUACGAGAGACGCUGUCCAUUUAGUCGUAACGCAUAGUCGUUUGGAUUUCGACACGUUGGCACGUUCGUAGCUUAGAAGUUGUCUGGAAAACGCAGGACUCGUUCUCACCUUUCUUGCUGCGACCUGCGCGAGAUCGCCCUUUCCUUUUCUCGUUCUCUCUACGUUACACCAUCCGCGCGAGAUUGAUUCUCUCGUUCACAGACGAUCGUAAAUAUAUUCCUCACGAUUUUUAGCCGUCUUAGAUUUUAGUAGGUCACUUCUUGGCUCUCCGAGUUGAUCCGCGGAAUUUUGCAAGUCCGCGCCACGAAGGAAAUAGAGUGCGAGUCCCGCGGAUUUCAAUGUUCAUCCGCUCCUAACAAACAUUCGUCAGAAAUUCUCGGCCCACUUCGUUCGUUCCUUUUGUAUCAGCGGACUCUGUUGAACUCUUUGGUAGCGUGUAUGUUCUCGAUAACGAUGACGAUAGUUGUAUCCCACGACAUGACGCGGAAACAAUACUUCUUGCCGAAAUUACGUGGAACAAAUGGGGGAUAAGAGUCAAAUUGCAGGCCCGGUUUGCAUAUAUUUGCAAGAAAUUCUACAAGUAGGCGACCUUUGUGCAUCGAAUUAUCCUCAAUAUGUCGCGUAAUAACUGUGACUAUUAAUGAUGCUACAUUAUCGGGCCGAUUCUUCAUAGCUAUAACAGCCGUCUCAGUUCGUUCCUCCAAGACUCCGGGCGUUCGGUUGCCUACCGGAUCCGCGAAUUCCUUCGCCGGCCCAAUGUCUCUCGCAGUCUGUUCUCCUUCGUUUCUUCAGGAUCUCCGUCAAAGGAAAGAUCCACCAUCACGUUCCACUUGGUUUCUCGCGGAAUGGAACCUCUCAGACACAAGAUCUCCUGGGCGAGCAGCCACCACAUCAGACCGACAUUGUGCAGACUUUUGGUGUCGCAGGGGAUAGCAAUGUCUGUGAACUCAUCGGUGAUUGGUGAAUGCAGCAGGAGUGAAAAACGACGAAUAGAAGAAGUGAACCCUUUGGCCCUUAUGCUGGCAUCUUGUUACAAAGAUUUCACUGAGAUGUUUAACCAUGAUAGCAUAAGCUGCCAGUAAUAGCUUUUCUCACGUAUGGCGAAAGCUGAUGGCGUUAACGCCUGCAUCAUCACUUCUUUUUUUUUUUUGUAGACCUAUCGUUCUAACUGAAAAUUUACAUUUCCGGCAUCCAGAUGGGGGUGCCAACAUCUUGGUAACAUCGUCCCCUUUCAGAGCUAACGCAUCUAAACCUCCCAACAUCGGGACGCUUUGAUUGAAUUACGAGUCAAUGUUGUCAGAUGCUACCAAAAGACUCCCAACUGAUAACUAAUAAGUUAGCUACUAGUAAGGUUUAUCGUGAUAUCCGUGCAAACUCGAAUCUGCGAUUUGGCUCUUUUUAAAUACCGGCCAUUUGGCUCAUGUAAUUUUGAUUUUCGUCAAGGAGUCUUGCAAUCAUUCGAUCGAAAUACUUCGUACAUUGCAGGGACUUCCGCCCCCGCUGCGUAUCUCUAAUUCCUCAUAGUACAAAUCCAUACAACACGCUCUCGAUGCACCUCCGCUUCCUUCGUAUCUUACUGUGAACGUCCGUCGCGUAAUUAUUUUAGCAGGAUCACCGGUAGGCACACGUGUUUUACACGAGGAUCUUUCACGUUAUACCUCUUGAUUUCACUUAAACUCUCCCACAGGCGUCAAAUCCCCGUGGCGGAGCGACAUUAUGUUCCUCUCACUUCUCACUUAUAUCCUUCCUCGAACAUAGUGUAAAUACGGGUAGAAUAAAUUCGAGCGUAAACCUC
This is a messenger RNA of Dinoponera quadriceps, 3272 nucleotides long. It is a transcript of the gene Atg101, whose product is annotated as autophagy-related protein 101. The transcript is spliced from 2 exons. The coding region runs from base 844 to 1500 and encodes 218 amino acids. The record is from RefSeq and is a predicted model, not a curated record. Gene Ontology annotation, cellular component: phagophore assembly site. Lineage: Eukaryota; Metazoa; Arthropoda; Insecta; Hymenoptera; Formicidae. Gene Ontology annotation, biological process: autophagosome assembly; autophagy.